Molecule: messenger RNA, 2504 nt
Organism: Alligator mississippiensis (American alligator)
Lineage: Eukaryota; Metazoa; Chordata; Crocodylia; Alligatoridae
Gene: WDR45B
Product: WD repeat domain 45B
Exons: 10
Coding region: 17-1051 (344 amino acids)
Biological process (GO): protein localization to phagophore assembly site; protein lipidation; autophagy of mitochondrion
Cellular component (GO): phagophore assembly site membrane; extrinsic component of membrane; cytosol
Molecular function (GO): phosphatidylinositol-3-phosphate binding; protein binding; phosphatidylinositol-3,5-bisphosphate binding
Source: RefSeq, a predicted model, not a curated record
CGACCCACUAGGAGCCAUGAACUUGUUGCCGGCUAACCCGCACGGCAACGGGCUGCUCUACGCUGGCUUCAACCAGGACCACGGAUGCUUUGCAUGUGGAAUGGAAAAUGGAUUCAGAGUUUAUAAUGCAGAUCCACUCAAAGAAAAAGAGAAACAAGAAUUCCUAGAAGGAGGUGUUGGGCAUGUUGAAAUGUUGUUUCGGUGCAACUAUUUAGCAUUAGUGGGUGGAGGAAAAAAACCGAAAUACCCACCUAACAAAGUGAUGAUCUGGGAUGAUCUGAAAAAGAAGACUGUCAUUGAAAUAGAAUUUUCUACAGAAGUCAAAGCAGUUAAAUUGCGAAGAGAUAGGAUUGUGGUAGUCUUGGACUCUAUGAUAAAGGUUUUCACAUUCACACACAAUCCCCACCAGUUGCACGUCUUUGAAACUUGCUACAACCCUAAAGGCCUUUGUGUCCUUUGUCCAAAUAGUAAUAAUUCCCUCCUUGCAUUCCCUGGAACACAUACUGGGCAUGUGCAGAUAGUGGAUCUGGCUAACACAGAAAAGCCUCCUGUAGACAUACCAGCUCAUGAAGGAGUUUUGAGCUGUAUAGCUUUAAACCUUCAGGGAACAAGAAUUGCAACAGCAUCAGAAAAAGGGACCCUUAUAAGAAUAUUUGAUACUUCAUCAGGGCAUUUAAUCCAGGAACUACGAAGAGGAUCACAAGCAGCCAAUAUUUACUGCAUUAACUUCAACCAGGAUGCUUCCCUAAUCUGUGUAUCAAGUGACCAUGGCACAGUGCAUAUUUUUGCUGCAGAAGACCCCAAAAGAAACAAGCAGUCAAGUUUGGCUUCAGCCAGUUUCCUCCCCAAAUACUUCAGUUCUAAAUGGAGUUUUUCCAAGUUUCAGGUUCCCUCGGGCUCGCCAUGCAUUUGUGCCUUUGGAACAGAGCCAAAUGCUGUCAUAGCAAUAUGUGCAGAUGGUAGCUACUACAAAUUUUUAUUCAACCAAAAAGGGGAAUGCUCAAGGGACGUCUACGCUCAGUUUCUAGAAAUGACUGAUGACAAGCUCUGACUGAACUGAAGGAAGUGCCUAGGUCAAAGGUACUACCUUGGCUAUUCUGCAUCUAUGGAAGGACAGUAUAUGAAUGUCCAGUAAUGAUCAAGAUGUGUAGCAGAUCUCUACUGAGAAGCCUGGUCCACCAUGAUCAGAAAACACUGAUAUAGAGGACUAAGUAAUGUUAAGACUCAUUUUUCUUCCAAUUUUCAAUAUUGAAUUUUUUUUGUUACUGUCAACUCCAACUCUCAAGAAGUGGCUUUCAACAGCUCGUGCCUAUUGGGUUUCUUUAGUUAAACUGUGAAAUUACCUUAGAGUUAGGAUGAGUGCCUGCCACAUCACAAUAGCAGAGGGGGGUUGUACAAACUUCAGGACUGACUUGGAUAAAAGAUAUGAAAAUUUGAAGAACUGGGGCAUCACAUCACUUCUACUGAGGCUCUGGGGGAUGGGAAAUAAUUCCUAAAUACUAGGUAACUAAGAUGGCUAUACCAGCAACUUGCCAUAAAACAGAACUAGUCUUUCUCCUGUCAAACCUUGUGAUGGGUGAGGUGGGGGGAAUGAUGCAUAUGGCUAUGGUUUUAAACUGCAUCUGAUCUAGAGUAGGGUUUAAUGGUGGUGGUCUUGUGUACACAGACUGCUAGUCAUGUGUACACAAUGAUAUUGGUUAAGUUGAAUAAACUGUCAGCACUAAUAAGUCAGAGGUGCCAAACUGCAUGUUAGACACAGGCACAUCUAGGUGCUGCUGACCUAACUAACCACUACUCAGUGUAUGAAGCAAACUGGAUAGGAUACUGUGGCAAAUGAAGCUGACGUGUUCUGAAUGGGGGAGAUUCCGUCUAUAAUGAAACACAACCAUUCCAGGCAGAACUCGAGUACUGCUGUGACAAUUGCUUCUAAAAUAUCAGUUGUCUCUGUGCUUCAACGGGAAGACUUGACAGGCCAACACGGUCUGAAUUAAGUGACAUGAACUACACUUAUGAUAAUGGCUCUAAACCUGCAAACAUUGUAAGUGCUGCAUUCUAAAUGGUGUUGGCCUUGGGGCAAAUAAAACAACCCGAACUGCUGUCAUGUGACUUAGCCAGGAGGAAAAGUAAUGUUUCUAUGAGGGGCAAAUGUUCCUUUUUUUUUCCUUUUGAAAUAAGGCACAAAAAUAUCGGUAACUGAAACACAAGCGCUCAAUUACUAGCACUAAAUACAAGAAAUUUUAAUAAGCUCCCUCUUUUGAGAUUUAAUUUCACAGAUGCUUCAAAUUUUGAAGUCCUAGUUCACUCUUAAGAUUUAGCUACAAGUUAUCUAAAUUUGGCAAGUUUCUUUAGCGUCAUGUAAUAAAAAUACUAAGGAUUAACUUUUAUGCAGAUUUUGAUGUCAAGUUUGCAUGUUGCUUUUAUGUGUAUUUAAUCAUGGAAACUACUUGUUUUGCACACUUAUUUGUAAUGUUUUCUUUUAAAUAAAAGUGACUAAUUUUGCUGUA